AGAAUUAGGCGCAGAAGACGUGCGCGCUCUGCAUCACCCACGUGCCACAUACUCGGAGCGCAUUUUGGAACGUCUAUCAGCUCCAAGAAACGUAUCAAGACCAUUAUCCAACGGCUUCACACAGUUCAUUUUGCUUUUGCGCUGCUUCCUCUCCCUCAUGCUCUUUCCUGGCGAUUUUUCCAUACCUCUUAUAGAACUUGCUUUCCUUUGUGCCUUUCUUCUUUACGUGAGUUGUCGUCCUUAUCCUAACACACGUAUAAUACCUUCCAGCCCUUGGCCUUUAGCCAGGCUCUUGGUAGUUCGCCCUUCUGGCGGCCAUAAGGUGAUUGGGGUGGGUUUUGCCAUCCCGAAGCCGUCUUGCGUCAAUAUACUCUAGCAGAUUUUCGGAAGUACCGAUGGCAGUACGUGCAGAGGUGGUUGAUUGAUAAACGAGGAUUCAGUUAUCAUCGUCGAGCCAUUUGAGGCCCAUGGGGUGCGUGUCGAAAUGAGUGGCAUACGCAAAGAUGCGAGCGAUGGGCAGGUGGGCUGAAUGGGGGUGCCGGUGAGUAGCAGAUCAUUGGCUCCUGGAGUCGACGUUGAGUAGGCAGACUGAAUUGCAUGGCAAAUACAAAGGCUAGACGUUCGUCUUCACCUUCUUCCAUAUCAACGUUAUCAUCAUCGUCCUCUGAGCUUGUGCUUCAGGGUCAAACGGGGAGAUAUUCCUGUGUCAGGGUCACCUUUCGCAAGCUGAAAUUGUGCGCGCCUCGGCAUCCUUGCCUGGGCAGUGUCAGAGAGAAGAUACACUUUGAUGCUCCCUACGUAGUUGAAUGAUGCAAC
Molecule: messenger RNA, 816 nt
Organism: Suillus fuscotomentosus
Lineage: Eukaryota; Fungi; Basidiomycota; Agaricomycetes; Boletales; Suillaceae
Exons: 1
Coding region: 158-376 (72 amino acids)
Source: RefSeq, a predicted model, not a curated record